CCCUUUUCCAUAAGUUUUUCACGAAAUAAAACGUAUGCCUGGAACGACCGUAAAAGACGUUGAUCAGGACAAAAUUGUCCAAGGAGUUGCACUUUUCUUGAAGAAAUCUGGCAAAUUAAAGGUUCCCGAUAACAUGGACAUCGUCAAGACUUCAAAAUCAAAAGAAUUAAGUCCAUACAAUCCCGAUUGGUUUUAUGUUCGUUGCGCAUCAAUUUUGAGACGAAUGUAUCACCGUGGCCCAAUUGGUGUCGGUGGUGUUAAGAAAAUCUUUGGAUGUCGCCAACGUAACGGUGGAUGUCCUUCACAUUUUUGUCGUGCUGAUGGUGCCGUGUCUCGUCGCGCAGUUCAAGCUCUUGAACAUAUUAAUCUGAUUGAAAAGCAUUCAGAUGGCGGUCGCAAACUGUCACCACAAGGACAACGGGAUUUAGAUCGUAUUGCUUCUCAAAUUGUUGCUUCAUCACGAGCAGCUGCAAAGAAAGAAGCUGCAGUUCUCGUUCUCACCACAAAUGAAUAA
Messenger RNA from Clunio marinus, 514 nucleotides. The record is from the annotation of a GenBank genome assembly. NCBI's taxonomy places the organism in Eukaryota, Metazoa, Arthropoda, Insecta, Diptera, Chironomidae.